Molecule: messenger RNA, 1551 nt
Organism: Zootermopsis nevadensis
Lineage: Eukaryota; Metazoa; Arthropoda; Insecta; Blattodea; Termopsidae
Source: RefSeq, a predicted model, not a curated record
AUGGCGGAACACAAGUUUGAGACAGGGCACAACAUCGAUUUCGUCAACACCACGGUCCUGGAGAAGACAACAGGAUAUAUGGACCGCAAAAUAAAAGAGGCGGUCGAGAUCAAGCUCCAUCCAAAUAACUUCAACAGAGAAGAGGAGAGAGAGACGGGGAGCAUGCCGAAGAAACAUAAUGUUGAGCGUCAUUCCAAGACUAAUCACAGCUCCUUUGACGCUAACUAUCCAUUUAAAUCUGAGUUAAGAAAAAAGAAAAUAAAGGAACUGAAAUCAAAACUCUCAGGCCAGCAGUCGAUUUUCACUAGACCCGUGGUAAAAUGUAGAUGUGCCACUAUUGCUUCCCUUAAAAUUACUCACUUGCUUGCAAAGAAGAAAAAACCAUUUCAAGAUGGUGAGUUGUUGAAGGAAGCAUUCCUGACUGGUGCUGGUUGCCUUUUUGAAGGGUUUUCCAACAAGCGUGAGAUUAUUAUGGUAAUACAAGACUUGCAGUUAUCUGACAACACAGUUACGAGGAGGAUACAAGUAAUUUCAUGCGACAUGCAAACUCAACUAAAGAGUGACUUGGAAGUGUGUGACUGGUUCUCACUGCAAUUCGAUGAGUCGACAGAUAUAUCAGACACUGCACAAUUGGCAAUCAUGGUGAGAAUGGUAUUUAGCGACUUCACUGUAAAAGAGGAGCUGCUCAAAGUAUUGCCUAUGAAAAGGCAAACAAAAGGUGAGCAUAUUUAUAACACAUUUAAAACCUAUGCAAUGGAAAUUACUUUGCCCCUGCACAAGCUGUCAGCGAUCGCUACUGAUGUUGUACCAGGAAUGUUGGGCAGCGUCAAUGGAUUCAUUGCCCUCUGCAAGAAAGAUGAAUCCUUUCCGGACUUACUUCCGUUUGGACACGUCAUGAAUGUUGUUAAAAAGACAAUUAACUCUAUUCGCGCGGCACCCUUGCAACACCGACUUUUUAAGGCCUUGCUGGGAGAGUUUGAAGGCAAACAUUCUGAUCUUAUCCUAUACACAGAAGUGCGAUGGUUGAGCAAAGGUAAAGUUCUUGCACGGUUCUUAAGCUUGAUUGAGGAGAUAAAAGAUUUUCUAAAGUCCAAGAAUGCGGACUUCAACGAACUAAGUGACUCUUGCUGGCUAUUGGACUUGGCCUUCCUUACCGACGUCGCUGACAAAGCGAACAGUUUAAAUCUGGAGCUUCAGGGAAAAGAAAAACAUGUGGCUCAAAUGAGAGGCUCUGUAAAAUCAUUCAAAGCAAAACUAGUCUUGUGGAUGUCACAUAUGAAGAUGAAGUCUCUCGUACACUUCCCAAGUAUGAAGAAAAUGGUAGGGGAGAGUAAUUUUAGCCCGUCACCAUUUGUUGACCACCUUCAAACACUUCUGGAGGAGUUUGAAAAGAGAUUUCAACAGUUCACCGCCAUUGAACCAGUGGUAGCUUUUUUUUGUAAAUCAUUUUACUUGCCAAAUAGAGGUUACAGAAACUGCUGCAUCUAUUGGAAGACUCAUUCAAGCAAGGACAGAAGAACUGGAAAUGGAGAUUUUGGACCUUCAAAAUGA